GUCUUUCCCAAAUCUGCCUCGAGUUCCUGCCAAAGUUGAGAAGAUGAAACAUAUCGAUAUGAUAGACGCCCGGUAGGCUAUGCGGUUAUGCCGUGCAGUUUCUCACCCUCCACCCUUGCUCUACUUUAAGGUUGGCAAAGGCGCUAGUUUGGUGGCUAAAACUCACUGAGAUUUGAAUCCACCACACGAUCUCGGGCGAUGUCCUCCAAAAAUCCGAAGGCUAGAAGAACAAGGCAACUAAAGAAUGGCCCACAUACUAACAAACCAUCUCCUGAAGAUAAGCAGUCCCAGGACGACAAUGUGGUCCAGCUGCUAGGUGCCACUAUAUCAGCCAUCAACGCUACCAAAGAACUUGUGCCUAUCAAUCUGGCAAAAGGCAUCCUUGGAACGAUUGCGAACAUUUUGACUGUUGCGCAGUCGGUGAUCAAGAACAAAUCCGAUUUCCUGGGGAUAAUCAAGAAAUGCGCAACUAUCCGGAAUGUCCUUGAAAGAGCGACCAAGGAUGCUACUGAAGACGAUCUGCAAGGAUCUUUGGGAAAUGCCUUAUCAGAGCUUGAAAUAUCAGUGGACCGCAUCAAUAGCGAAGUAGCUUCGAAGACGAAGCACAGAUUUUUCCACAGGGUCUUCUCUAUCACAAUUGACCGCGACCAGAUCGCUGAAUGGGAAAAGGAUUUAGAUCGCUUAGUGGCACUCUUCAACUUUGAAGCAAUCGUGGGCAUCUCGAUUGACAUGAAGAAAUUGACUUCGGAACUCAAGGGAAAUGCCCCUGCUAUCAAUGUUCCACAGUAUCACCCAAUAGAGCCUCCGUCACGACCUUCCAUGUUUUAUGGCCGUAAUAGUCUCGUAGCGGAGUUGACGAAUCUUGUCAUCAACUUGAACGAUGAACAUCUUGCGUUAAUCGGUCCAGGAGGCAUCGGAAAGAGUUCUCUUACCAAAGCUAUCCUUCACGAGCCAGUUAUCAUGGAAAAAUUUGCCGACAGACGCUACUUCGUGACCUAUGACGGCCUGGAUCCUUUGACCAUCACUUUUCAAACCUUUAUGUCUCGUUUUUCUGGAGCCCUUGGCAUGGAGCUUGCUGGUGCUGAUCCUGUCCGCCAAAUAACCUCCUUUCUUCGUUCCGCUAGUGCCCUCGUCGUUCUCGAUAAUGCUGAGACCUUUGAAGAGGCCGGUGGGUCUUCGGCGCUCAGGGAAAUACCAUCAGCUAUUGCUGAAAUUGCAGACGUCCCCGGUGUCACUCUGAUUCUCACGUCACGUAGUAGAAGGAAUGCGCCCAACGUGCAGUGGAUAAUGAAGGACAUUCCACCAUUGGAUUCGAGCUCUGCUCUGAAGGCUUUCUUUCGAAUUUACCGUCCAGCCAGUCGUGAAAACGCGGAGGAAGGAAUAGCAAAUGUACUUCAGGACUUAGAAUAUCACCCGCUUUCCAUCAAUCUACUCGCAAAUGCUGCACAGCAAAAUGGUUGGUCUCCGGCCAUACUGCUGGAGAGAUGGAAGGAUCGACACAGUGCGGUACUAGACCAUGGCGAGGGAAAGCUCCAAAGCUUAUCAUACACCAUGCAGCUGUCGCUCAGCUCGCCGUCAAUCCAGAAACUCGGAGAGGAGGCUCGGCAUGCUUUGGCUGUCAUCGCAUUCUUGCCCCAGGGUCUCAAUGAGGCCCUGUCCAAGCGCAUUUUGCCAUCUACCCUGCAGAUCGACAACAUAUGUGAUGUUUUAUGGAGGCAAUCUCUCGUUUAUCGUCAAGACGGCUUCGUCAAAAUGCUCGCACCCAUUCGACAUUAUGUGCGAGAUUCGUUGCCACCACCUGACUCCACAUGUUUGGAAGAGAUACGCACCUUCUACUAUUGACGCUGUCCAACAGUGUUCGGAAGAACGAGAUGACUAUGCUGAUAUCAUUAUCUCGGAUCACCUCAACAUCGAGCAUGUCGUUGCUUUUCGACCUCGCCCACAUCCCUGAGGAGACUUAUCGCGCUUGCUGGGAAUUUCUGGAUCGCUUAGAGCGGCAUCUUCCUCGCCCAACUACCCUUACCCCCGCUAUUUUAAACAUCGUCGAGAACUCCUCCACGUGAAUGGCCCAAAGCAAACUGCUUGUGGUAUCUCGGCUGGCUCUACAUCACUCUUUCU
Messenger RNA from Suillus subalutaceus, 2118 nucleotides. RefSeq names its product P-loop containing nucleoside triphosphate hydrolase protein. Bases 199 to 1842 code for a protein of 547 amino acids. Gene Ontology annotation, biological process: cell surface receptor signaling pathway. Lineage: Eukaryota; Fungi; Basidiomycota; Agaricomycetes; Boletales; Suillaceae. The transcript is spliced from 6 exons. The record is from RefSeq and is a predicted model, not a curated record.